UGCUGCCUGUCGUUGCGGGUGGAAGCAGGUUCUCCCGUUUUGCCAGUUGCUACGAUGAGGUUCCUCUCUAUUGAGAUUCGAAAAUAGUUCAUCGAACGUAGGGGUGGGUAAUCAACCAGGAUCAAUGGCGGUCGAUAUUUUGGACGAGGACCACUUUGCGGUAAGCGCGAUUGUCACCGUUGGAAUGCAAAUCAUCUUCUUCACGAUUGCAGCGACUUUCCAACUGGACAAGCUGACGGAUUUUGCUGGCGGCACAAACUUCAUCAUCCUCGCCCUUCUCACUUUCUUUCUCGGCCAAGUGGGCAAGCCUUAUGAUAGCAGACAGCUUAUGGUUACCAUAUUUGUGUGCUUAUGGGGUGUUCGUCUUUCCGGAUAUCUGUUGUAUAGAAUUAUCAAAAUUGGUCGUGAUAAGAGGUUUGAAGAUCGCCGCAGCAAUGUGAUACGUUUCGCUGUGUUUUGGACAUUUCAGGCUGUAUGGGUUUAUGUGGUAAGUUUACCGGUAAUUAUCAUUAAUUCGCCGCGGCACAAAAUACCACCAGCCCCUAAAACUAUGACAACAUUAGACAGCGCCGGUACGGGCCUCUUCGUGACUGGUUUACUAGCUGAAACUUAUGCCGAUUUACAGAAAUUUUCUUUCAAGCAAGAUCCAGUGAAUAAUGGCAAAUGGUGCAAUGAUGGACUGUGGCGGCUAUCUAGACACCCAAAUUAUUUUGGAGAAAUAGUGGUAUGGUGGGGUAUUUUCGUGAUAUCGUUGAACGUAAUCGAAGGUAUUGAAUGGAUCGCUAUAGCCUCUCCAAUCUUUACUACGUUCAUCAUCCUAUUCUUGUCUGGAAUGCCUCUAUUGGAAAGAGCUUCCGAUGAGAGGUAUCGUGAUAAUGCAGAGUAUCGCUAUUACAAGCAAUCCACAUCUCCAUUAAUACCAAUGCCACCAUCUAUCUACGUUGAGGUGCCAUACUUCCUGAAAUUUCUCUUCUGUUGCGAAUUUCCUUUUUAUGAUUCGUUGGACGUAAAACCACGCUCAGCUGUCACUGAAUCGACAUCAAUAAGCCUCGCUGCCUCCACGUAGCUAUAGUCACACGCCGGACGACCAAAUUCGAUGUCCGGCGUGCAGCCAUCCACGGCUAGCACAGCCUUUUGAGGAGGCUGCCAUGAUUCUUUGCAUUUUAUCAUUCGCACUGUUUUUUCAAGUUGCUUCACUCGGUUACGAGUGAUGAUUAUA
Messenger RNA from Eufriesea mexicana, 1219 nucleotides. RefSeq lists its product as uncharacterized. The coding region runs from base 125 to 1066 and encodes 313 amino acids. The transcript is spliced from 6 exons. Gene Ontology annotation, cellular component: membrane. The record is from RefSeq and is a predicted model, not a curated record. Lineage: Eukaryota; Metazoa; Arthropoda; Insecta; Hymenoptera; Apidae.